GUCAAUUAAUCCUAAAUACCUCCAAAGCCUCUCUCGUCAUCGUCAUCGUUAUCUUCAUCCUCAACCCCUAACCCUUUUCCCUCAACCCAAAUCGCAUGCCCGCAACUUACCGGUAGUCUCGCACGGCUGAGGAGUAUUACGGGAUAAUAUCUGUAUACUCCUUGCGUCAGGAAUUAGACUUAAUAUCUAGUUUAUUUGCUUGAGAGGAGUCGAUUGCCAAGUUAAAUCCUCCAUUGGUCGCGCAGUAGGUUACGUGCUUCACUGCCUGCCGACACACAACACCGUCAACCGGAUAUCACGAUCCCCACCGUAUAUCUUGCGCUACUUCAAGAUACAACAUCUCCGCCGUGAUGAGACCCCCUAUUCCAGUCUUAUCCGAUUAUGGAAUCUCGCCAAAGCAUGGCUUCUUACCCGACGUCUUGCCUUUGACGAGGCUCCCCGACCCCUAUUACAACAAGUGGGAGUCAAUUGGCGCUAAUUUCCAGAAUUUGAUCCUCAGCAAACGUCUUCGGGGAGUCGUUGACCGUCUUCCCGUCCUCUCCACCAUCGGUCUGGAACAUGACGCAGAAUGGAGGAGAGCCUACAUGCUCCUCACCUUUUUCGCUCAUGGCUACAUCUGGGGAGGUGAAACUCCUUGUGAUCGAGUGCCGCCGAGCAUCUCCGUUCCGCUGCUGGAUAUUUGCGAGCACCUUGAAAUUCCGCCCGUGUCUACUUACGCCGCUUCGGUGUUGUGGAACUUCAAGCCCCUAUUUAUCGACGAAGAGAUUGACGAUCUUGACAAUAUCGCUACCUUACUCACCUUCACAGGAUCGCUCGAUGAGUCAUGGUUCUAUCUCGUCUCCGUGGCUAUCGAAGCUCGUGGCGGUCCCAUCAUUCCUUUGAUGCUGGCAGCAGUUGCCGCCGCUCGACAAGGUGAUAGCGCAACCGUGACACGUUGUCUACGUGCCUUCGCCGAGCGCCUCGAUGAUCUUGGCGAGUUAUUGCGUCGCAUGCAUGAGAGCUGCGACCCUGGCUUUUUCUAUCGCCGUAUUCGUACUUUCCUUGCUGGUAGUAAAAACAUGGCCGAGGCAGGCUUGCCGCACGGCGUCAUGUACGAUGACGGUUCGGGGAAAUCCGAAUACGUCCAGUACAGUGGACCUAGCAAUGCCCAGAGUAGCCUUAUCCAAUUCUUUGACAUUAUCCUCGGCAUCGAGCAUCGGCCUACUGGUGAGAAGCCUGACCCGUCAUCUGAAUCGGAGCGUGAGGGGAGAAGCUUUGUGCCUCAGCACAAUUUUAUCCGGGAUAUGCGCCGUUACAUGCCGGGGUCUCAUGCCCGUUUCUUGAAUGAUGUCGGGGCUGUUGCUAAUAUUCGAGAGUUCGUCGAAAGUCGUGCUGCUUCCGACCGCUCGUUGAGCAUUGCGUAUGACGCGUGUCUUGCCAUGCUUCGCGCAUUCCGUGACAUCCAUAUUGCCAUCGUCACGCGUUAUAUUAUCCUACCUUCUAGAGAGAACAGGGCACGCAGUCGCUCCCGUAGUCCCGAAGUCGUCAGAACUCGGCAGAACCUUCCAACCAACUUGGCAACCGCCUCCCGGAACGAGAAGCAUAAGAGGGUAAAGGGCACCGGUGGGACAGCCCUGAUUCCGUUCCUCAAGCAAGCUCGCGACGAGACUGGCGAACCAUCGGUCGAGGUAUGGGCCAAGAAGUUUAUGAGCCGACAGACCAAAGUCUCUGGUCAAAAUGAUUUCUUCCUCGGAAAAGAAGAGAAGGCCGAGAUUUUGGAUGAACCGCUUGUGGAGCAUGGCCUUGCAGGAACGUGGACUAUGAAUGAAGAGUACGGUGGUAUUUGCAACUAUUGAGUUCAAGUAUCGCCGAUACAUUUGACUCUUGGGAUAUAACUAGCUUCAGUCGUUCUUACAUCGAGAUUAUAAAUUAGAUUGCGUCGUUUUAUUUUAUGUAUUGUGUUCUUAUGUUCUUAUGAUAGCUACGUCGCUAUUCUUCCCUAUUUCCCCUGUCUAUCUACCUACACAUCGUCUAACGUUCCUAAGAAUCUCUUCUACAUCGCAAUACCAC
This is a messenger RNA of Annulohypoxylon maeteangense, 2049 nucleotides long. RefSeq names its product Indoleamine 2,3-dioxygenase. The record is from RefSeq and is a predicted model, not a curated record. Gene Ontology annotation, biological process: 'de novo' NAD+ biosynthetic process from L-tryptophan. The transcript has a single exon. The coding region runs from base 351 to 1835 and encodes 494 amino acids. NCBI's taxonomy places the organism in Eukaryota, Fungi, Ascomycota, Sordariomycetes, Xylariales, Hypoxylaceae. Gene Ontology annotation, cellular component: cytoplasm. Gene Ontology annotation, molecular function: heme binding; indoleamine 2,3-dioxygenase activity; metal ion binding.